GUAUAUGGAGUUCCAAAGGGAAAUGUUCUUGGACUUCUUCAUUUCAUAAAACGACAUAAUCAAAGAUAUCGUAAAGUUACGAAUAACCCGUCCAACCCUGUACUUCGGGCCACGUGAACUACCCUUUUUUCUUUAAUCAAACACCACCAUUACCAACUAUAGAAUAAACUGCUUAUUAUCCCUCUUCCGAAUUCAGUAAAUUAGAUAUCUGCAUUGAACGCUCCAAGGACCAUUAAAUAAACGAUGAUAACAUCAAUAUUUCACUCCGCAUCAUGAACAUAGAUCUGUUUAAUCGUAUUUUCUAGUUGGCCACGUCAUAUUUUCCAAAUCGAAUUCUAAUGGGUGUUAUUGAAUGCGCUCUAUGAUUUCGAUAAUAAGCCGCGUUGUCUUGGAGACGCGACGGUAGAAAUAUCUACAAAUAUGUUCGAAUGUUUCAUAAAAAGUCAAGAUACCUGAGAGGUUACACGGUGUCAAAUAUCACCGUAGACGUCAAAGGUUGAUGUGUUUUAGUUCGAUGAUCGAUAACACAGAGUAACAACAGUUGGUGUUUGCUGUAGUGCUAAUUUCUGUGUGCGAACUGUUGCUGAAAGUUUGUUUUGCACUUUGGGCAUCGUUCAGGCUUUUUCAACCAUGUCCUGCCCAGGCCAAGACGUGAAGAUCCUCCAAAAGGUCUUAGGACACAAGAGUGACGUCACCACCUGUGAUUUCGCAGCAAAUUGUACUCUCGUAACCGGAUCUGGAGACAAGACCGUUCGAGUAUGGGAUUGGGUUCCAGGGACGGGCUACGUGGAAAGAUCAAAUUCACCCCUAAAAGAUCACAAAUAUAACGUUACCUGCGUCCAAGCUUCUCCACAAGGUUUUAUGUUCGCCUCCGCUUCUGUGGACGGCACUGCGAUUCUAUGGAAUGUUAGUUCUUUGGACAAAAUCUACACUAUGGCACAGGUCAACGGAGAUCCCAUCAGAGUGUGCAGAUUUUCUCCGGAUAGUGCAAUUUUCGUUACUGCAGGCGACAAUGGUGCCGUUUGCAUUUGGGACUUGGCCAGGAGGAAUUUGAUCAGAACAGUUUGGGACCACAAGGGUGCCACGCAAUCGUUAGCAUUCACUCCAGAUUCGAUGUACCUGGUGACGGCUUGCUCCAUGGAAAUGAUCAACGUUUGGCACGUGCAAGACUUGGUGGACACCGUCAACGAGGCCUGUUGUAGCCCCGCUGCGAGCCUUGUGAACGCCUUGGACAUGGGGGUGUUGAGUUUGGAUGUCUCCAAACGUGUUGAAGUGGAAGAUGAUAACCCUCUGCAGAAGCAAUACACCCUAGCCUCUAGCGGUUCCACCAACGAGAUAAAAAUAUGGAACAUAACCUCAGUUUCCUUCCCCAAAGGCAGAGGGUCAGGUCAAAGGGUGACUGUCAGCCUUCAUAACGUCUUGGAAGGCCACUCUUCUUCUGUAACUUGCGUGCGGUACACACCCGGAGGUGAAACCUUGGUUUCUUGCAGCCUGGACAAGACCAUCAAAGUAUGGGACAACCUAGGUGGCUGUAUAGCCCAGCUACACGGACACGCCAGAUACGUCAACUGCGUAGCUGUCUCUAAAGACUCUUCCUUUAUCGCGUCAGGUAAGUUCAACAGAUUCCUGUAUUACCGAACUGUCAGAUUUGACGUUUGGACCUUGACGCAUUACCUACUUGUAGGUUCGAACGAUCGUCAAGUGAUUGUGUGGGAUCUGAAUGGCAACUUAUCGUUAGAUUGCGAGAUUGUGAAGCAUCAGAAGACGAACGGUAGUUCAGAUUACGUGCACUCAGAGGUGCACGUGUCUCAGAAUGUGGACAAUAUGCAGCUGUUGGAGAAAAUAGAUGACCUGGCCGACGGGUCGAUAAAUAGUUGUUGUUUCCAUCCUAACGGAUUGCUUGUUAUUGGAUCUGGGGAUAAAAGCGUCAAGUUGUUCAGCCUGAACGAGGAGCACAGUCUGAACGAAGUUCCGUAUUCGCCGUUAGAGGGCCACACGUACGCGGUGAAUCAUUUGGACAUAUCCAAGGACGGAUCUAAACUGGCCACUUGUUCGCAGGAUGGUUGUGCCUUCAUAUGGGACCCAGAGACUGGCGAUAAAAUUGGUUCACUACCUACCAGCAGUUUAUCGAUCAAGGUCUGCAAGUUCUCUCCUGAUGGCGAAAUGCUGGUGACUGCAGGUGACGAUGAGAAAGCUUUCGUUUGGAAUGCGGACACCAUGGAAAAUAUCGCCACCCUGGAAGGCCACCUGGACGCCAUCACCUGCGCCUGUUUCACCCCAGACUGCGCGGUGUUGGUCACCACCUGUUUCAACGAAGACUUCAGGCUGUGGAACUGCUGUGAUAACUUCAGGUUGAUCCACGUGGAAGAAGACGUCCACACUACCGGUAUACAAAGCUGUGACUUCUCCACGAACUUGGAACCCAUACCUAACGUGCUGGUGGCUGAUCAGCAGACCUAUCUCUUGGCCACCUGCGGAAACGACAGCGUUGCCAAACUUUGGUGCGUCACGGUGCCUAAGAAGAGAGAUCUGCCAUCCUACGACGAAGUCAACGUGAAAAUUUGGCGUUCCUUAUACGGCCAUGGAGGAAGCUUGACCUGCAUAAAAUUCUCUCCCUGUCUAGGGGAAAUAGUGUGUUCAACUGCUACCGAUAGACAAGCUAGGUUAUGGUCAGUGUAUAGUGGUGAAUGUCUGUACGUCUUGGACCACAAUUCGAUAGUUACCACGUGUUCUUUUACCGAUGAUUGCACACUAUUGUCCAUUGGAUGCAUAGACAAAUCGUUGUGGUUGUGGAAGCUACCUUCACAACUGGUAUUUCAAACUGCCGUAGUAAACAAGACGAAGCAACUAUCUAAGAACCUCUACGAUUGGUCGACAACAGACGUGUCCAAUUGGCUGGAAAACAUAGGUUUGAACGAGAUCAAGGUAAAUGCCUUGAAUGCCUCCCUGGAUGGUCGAAAAAUGGUAACAUUCAGCGAAGAGGAAAUCUGCUCAGCCUUGGACAUAGUUGGAGACGACGCCGAUUCUCUGGCCAAGGAGAUCAGGUGGUUAAAGCAGGGAGACUCCAAGGUACUCAACGCAAAGAGGGAGGACAUCCCUUACGAUUUCUUGUGUCCCAUAACGCACGAGGUGAUGGUGGAACCAGUGGUGUGCAGCGAUGGGUUCACGUACGAGCGACGAGCGAUAACAGAGUGGUUCAUGGCUGGCAAAUACACGAGUCCUAUGACGAACGAACCUCUAGUUACGACGGCCUUCAAGUUGAACAACGAGCUGAGGAACUCCAUUAGAUCUUUUUUGGACUUGGAGGAAUGAGUGGGUAGUUGGAUCACUCCUUUGAAUGCAACGGAACGGUUUGAAGAUCGAUGGAGCUCGUGGAAGGCGAGCAGAGGAGUCGACGAGUAGGGAGGAAACGAGCAAAUUUAUAUUUAUUUCAUAUACUGUGAUGAGAAUGUUCUUUCUGUCUUUCAAAACCUGAGUUGAACGAACUACUGGUACUCUUACUCGUAACGAGUGUUUGGAAUUCCGGUACCAACUCAGGCUACUCAAAGGUCCCUGCCUUAUACACCUCGUAGCGUGACGAAUUUGCCACACUAGUCUUGUAGGUACUACCCAGCUCUGGUUAUAUCUAACGAUGAAUAACUUCUACUGUGUCACGAAGCCGUUUAUGGUUUUUUAUUAGAAUUGUCCACGCAUAGAACUAAACAUAGACUAUUUCUUCUUUUUCUUCAUUCAAUCUUCUUCUCUUUUUGCACACCAAACAAGACUCAACUAGACAUUCUGGUCGACUGAUUUAUUUAACAUUGUCAUUACAUCGAUGAUAUUCACGUGUCACAUUAUGUAAAUCCACAUCGAAGAAUAAACGUUCAUCGUCGAAACUAAAAGUGAAAAGCAGUGCCAUAUAAAUGUAAAUGACGUAGAUUUUACUAUGAAAACUAUCGAGUAUUUGUGAACACAUAUUUUAACUGAAAGAACUGCUGUUGAAAUAUUAAAUUUAAAGUUUGAACU
This is a messenger RNA of Harmonia axyridis, 4005 nucleotides long. Its product is annotated as WD repeat, SAM and U-box domain-containing protein 1-like. The transcript has 12 exons. Gene Ontology annotation, biological process: protein ubiquitination. Lineage: Eukaryota; Metazoa; Arthropoda; Insecta; Coleoptera; Coccinellidae. Bases 631 to 3312 code for a protein of 893 amino acids. The record is from RefSeq and is a predicted model, not a curated record. Gene Ontology annotation, molecular function: ubiquitin-protein transferase activity; protein binding.